Messenger RNA from Dujonia railenensis, 2034 nucleotides. The record is from the annotation of a GenBank genome assembly. Lineage: Eukaryota; Fungi; Ascomycota; Pichiomycetes; Serinales; Debaryomycetaceae.
AUGGGGAUCUUAACAAAUCCUGACAAGGAAAAAAUCAAGAGAGCAAUUCCAAAGACAAAUAACAAAAUCAUUGAUGCCACUGUCGCACGACUUUACAUUGCUUACCCUGAUCACACUCAAUGGAAAUACACUCAAUUGGUUGGAGCCAUUGCGUUGGUAGACGACCUUGUAGGGCAUACAUUCUUCCUCAAGCUCGUCGAUAUAAUUGGAAAUCAGGGUGUGGUGUGGGACCAAGAGCUCUAUGUUGAUUUUGAGUACCAUCAAGACCGUAAGUUCUUCCAUAGCUUUGAAAUGGAGGACUGCUUGGCUGGUCUCUUAUUUGAAGAUAGUAAUGAUGCCGUACAUUUCUAUAAGAGAGUUACUAGCCGUGCGAAGCAUGGAUCUAAGGCCACUGUAAACAACAAAAAUGCUUUGAAGUUAAGGGAAACAUCGAGGAACGAUUCUCCCAUGGCCCCUGGUCCGAGAGGUGAAUUCAUGGAUGUCAACACUGCUCAGCGUUCUAGGAGAAGCAAGGGUGUAUUGUAUUAUGACGGUGUACCACCACCAGAAUGGAGAUCUUUGUACUCAGAAUUGGCUGCUGCUGGUAUUACGGAGGAUAUGAUUGCGGAUAAUAGAGAGUUCAUCAAGGACUAUAUAAGUAAACAGGGCGGGCCAUUGGUUGGAUUGGAACCUCCAAUUCCUAGAAAGAUUCACGAUCAGCCCAUUGCUUCAGCCCCAACCCCAACAGAAAUUACUAUUCCCAAUUCAACAUCUAGAAAGAAGAACAAGGCUCCCCCACCACCGCCGCCUUCUGGUACUUCGUCCUCUUCACCAGCUCCCCAUACAACGAGAGAUUCGCUGCUUCCUCCAACACCACCACCAAACAGCGAAUCUCCUACCCCUGCUUCCACUUCUCCUGCACCGCCAGCACAUGCUGCACCUUCUGGCGCCUUUAAUUCUUCGUCGCCGCAUCCUGAAUCCUCGGCGUCGCCAGAUGAAUCGUCAGCUCCUCCAAAAGGAGCUCCAUUGAAAUUCAGAGUUCCGCCAAUGUCUGCAUUACCGCCGCAUAAAUCUGGUCCACCCCCUAUCGCACACCCUGCUCUGCAAGAACAGCCCCAACUGCCUAUAUAUAUGCAGGGUCCUCCUGUCCCUGGUAGAGGACCUGUACCACCACCUCCUCCAUCUAGAGGUCCAGUGCCUCCACCACCUCCAAGGAACAAUAAUGUAGUUCAGCCACCACCUCGAGUGCCCUUGCCUCCUGCCAGAACUGGAGGAGCGGCAGCAGCACCUCCACCUCCACCUCCACCUCCUAGAGCUGCGAGAGGUGGACCACCGCCACCUCCCCCAAGAGCAAGACAAGCGACUGGUCCGGCUCCUGUUCAACCUGUGUAUGGCCAACCACCGCAACUGCCACAUGUUACAAUGCCACCUACUUCACAACUACAAGCACAAAUUACACAACCCUAUAGUCCUCAAGCUCAAUUUACGAAUCCAAUAUCGAAUGGAUCGGUUCCACCACCUCCACCACCUCUCCCACCUAUGGGCGCUUCCAAUGCAUCAGCUCCUCCUCCUCCACCACCACCACUCCCUCCUAUGGGUGCUUCCAACGGUUCAGUUCCUCCUCCUCCACCACCUCUUCCUCCUAUUGGUGCGUCCAACGGUUCAGGUGCCCCUCCACCACCCCCUCUACCACCUAUGGGUACCUCCAGUGGCUCUGGUGCUCCACCACCUCCACCUCCACCGCCUCCUGCAAUGGGUGGAUCUCUGGAACCAUCAGCUGCAUUACCUUCCGUCGAUCCUUCCCGUGAUGCCCUCCUUGCAUCUAUUAGAGGGGCAGGGCUCGGCGCUCUCAAAAAGACAGAUAAGUCUAACUUGGAAAGACCAAACGUCUUACUUCAAGAAGCCAGAGGAGAGCCAGUGUCAAUUCCAGCCGCGGCAGCACCUCCUGCCGGCGGUCAACCUGCUAGUCUUGCUGAUGCAUUGGCAUUGGCAUUGAACAAGAGAAAAGAUAAGGUCGCAGGAAGUGAUGGCGAAGAUGACGAAGAUGAUUGGUAG